Molecule: messenger RNA, 2980 nt
Organism: Sphaerodactylus townsendi
Lineage: Eukaryota; Metazoa; Chordata; Lepidosauria; Squamata; Sphaerodactylidae
Gene: ORC1
Product: origin recognition complex subunit 1
Exons: 18
Coding region: 72-2834 (920 amino acids)
Biological process (GO): DNA replication initiation; mitotic DNA replication checkpoint signaling
Cellular component (GO): nuclear origin of replication recognition complex
Molecular function (GO): ATP binding; DNA replication origin binding; ATP hydrolysis activity
Source: RefSeq, a predicted model, not a curated record
GCCAGGAAUAAACAUGGCGGGGAUGCGUUUCCACAGCCGGACGUCUGUUUCUUGUUCCGGGGUGGGGCAAGAUGAGUUCAGUUUGGCGCGAAAUUUCAUCUUUACGAAGAGGUCAUCCGCAGAGGAUUGUUCAAUCCGGGGAGCGGGUUGUUAUUGCUGGAAACAUGAACACAAGGAAUUCCAGUAAACGCAUUUACUCUUGGUAUGGAAGAGCCAUCUAUUUUGACAAACAACUACAGAUCUCUUUUUAUAGGGGAAUGUAUAUUACAUCAGCAAGAAAUGCAAGCGAAACUUGCAUUUUCCCUGGAGAAUUUAUUUUAAUAGAGGAUGAGAAUACAGGUCAGAUUCUUGUGGCAAGACUCCAAAAAUUAUUUGAAGAUGAUACUCACCAAAAACAUGCGAUUGUUCAGUGGUUUUCUCGAAGUGUAGAAAUACCUUUCAAUCAGCAGAUUGCUUUAGGAAAAGAGGAUUCUCAGGAGAUAUUUUUGACUGAAAAUGCUGAAUGGGAUACUGCCAUACUUGCUACAUCCAUCAUUAGUAAUGUCACAGUUAUCCCACUGUCACCUAUUGAAGUGUUUCCCUCUGUGCUGCGAGAGGCAGAUGUAUUCUUUGUGAGGGAAUCUUGGAAUGGCGAAAAGUUUCAACCUUUGUCACCAAGUUUAUUGGCAGAGCUGAAAGAUGCUGUGAAAAUGAAGAGUAAUGCCAUAGAGUUUACAUCUGAAUACCCAAUGACUCCCAGGCGCACCACUUGCUCUACAGAAGCAAAAAAUGGGAAUGUGACUCAAAGUAACAAGGAGAUGGAAGCAGAGUCAAAGCAUUCAAAUGCCAAGUCAUCCCUGUCUAAGGAAAGAUGUUCCCAAAGAAUGGCUGAUGGCAUUAACACCCCAGUAGCAAGGAAAAAAUUACAGCUGAAUAGUCCUACCAAAUUUCCAAGAAGUACGUUCAAAGAACAAGAUUUUAUUGAACUUAUAGACUCUGACUUCAUUGAGCCUCUGGAUCACUCUCCACUUAAACACAAGGUUACAUUCACUGGCAUUAAAGGCUCACCUCCAAAAAUAUCCUGUCUUACUGAUGAAAAAGGUCAGUUUCAGGACAUUGCUCCAUUGGAAGACACAUCUGAGAGAUCUAAUGCAUUGGUAUUACAUUCUUCCAAGAGGAACCAAGAUACCACUCUGAAAAAUAGGACGUCUGCUGUGAAGAACAAUACCAGAGAGAGGAGAGAUAACAUGAAUGAUAUUUGGAAGACAUCCACAAACUCAAGGAAACAAGCCACAGCAUUCAAGAGCAAUUCUAACCAGCAAGUUCCAGAUGAAGAGCCAGAAUCAGACGCCAGAAGUAAAACAAUUACUCCUUGUCAAAGAAACUGUACACAGAGGACUCUUCUUUCUCGAAGGAAAUGUGCACGGAGGACUGCUGUUCGCAUUGCAAAACACCUUAGUGCUUUAGAUUCAUCUGGGGAGGAAGAUGAAGACAAUUACUUCCCUCUGGUGAAAGAUUCAGAUUCCAGUAGCAAUGAUGAUGAAGACAAAAAGGUGUGUCAAACACCCAAAAGGAAAAUAAGACCUACUCCCAAAACUACAAGAAAAAAAUCUUCUAUAACUCCUGCCAAAACUUCAAGAAAAGCACCUGAGCCAGGGACCCCCAAGAUUCCACAUAACGCUACACCCAAAAUUCGCAGCCGAAAUCAAACAACACAAGAGCCAGCCAAUGUGCUCGAAGAAGCUCGUAUAAGGUUGCAUGUUUCUGCUGUCCCAGAGUCCUUGCCUUGCCGUGAAAAGGAAUUCCAGGGUAUCUAUAACUUCAUAGAAAGCAAGCUCGUUGAUGGGACUGGAGGGUGCAUGUACAUUUCUGGAGUUCCUGGGACAGGAAAAACAGCAACAGUUCAUGAAGUCAUUCGUUGUCUCCAACAAAAAGUAGAAAAUGAUGAGCUGCCAUCUUUCCAGUUCAUAGAGAUCAAUGGCAUGAAGCUGACAGAACCUCAACAAGCCUAUGUGCAGAUCCUAAAAUUACUGAUGGACCAGAAGGCAACUGCUCCGCAUGCUGCAGUGCUGCUAGAGAAGAUGUUCUGCAAACCUAGUCCUAAAAGAAAAACCACAGUACUCGUAGUGGAUGAGCUUGACCUCUUGUGGACUCGAAAACAAAAUGUGAUGUACAAUCUCUUUGACUGGCCAACGCAGAAAGGUUCCAAGUUGAUCGUCUUGGCCAUUGCUAACACUAUGGAUUUGCCAGAGAGAAUCAUGAUGAACCGAGUAGCUAGCAGACUGGGCCUUACUAGAAUGUCCUUUCAACCAUAUAACUACAAACAGUUACAGCAGAUUGUUUCCUCCAGGAUGGCUCAAGUGAAAGCAUUUGAAGAGGAUGCUCUUCAGUUAGUUUCUAGAAAGGUAGCUGCUCUGUCUGGUGAUGCAAGACGUUGCCUUGAUAUAUGCAGAAGGUCUACUGAGAUCUGUGAACUCUCUAGUCAGAAGAGUAGCUCUGGAUUGGUCACCAUGACAAACAUCAUGGAAGCCAUGGAUGAAAUGUUCUCAUCACCCUAUGUAAAUGCAAUUAGGAAUGCAUCCUUGCAGGAGCAAAUUUUCCUAAAAGCAACUAUAGCAGAAUUUCACAGGUCAGGACUAGAAGAGGCUACAGUUCAGCAGAUAUUUCACCAGCAUGUUGCACUGUGCAGGAUUGAAGGCCUGAAAACUCCCACUGUAUCAGAAAUAAUGGCAAUAUCUUCUCGGCUUAGUGCCUGUAGACUCUUGUUGGCAGAAUCUAAUAAUAAAUAUCUACACGGUCGAAUUCGACUUAAUGUUAGCCAAGAUGAUGUCAUGUUUGCAGUCAAGCAAGAAUAAAGCAAAAAUUUUAAAGUGCUUGUUUUAAAUAAUGAUGUUGAAAUUUGAUUAUAAUUUGUAUUUUCAAUUCCAUAUCAAUGUAUUAAUGUAUUUUUCAAUACUGUAUUUUAAAUUUCACUUUUAUAAAAUGUUUUUCUUAAAAUGUU